This is a messenger RNA of Heteronotia binoei (common prickly gecko), 2777 nucleotides long. RefSeq names its product ATP binding cassette subfamily D member 1 (gene ABCD1). The record is from RefSeq and is a predicted model, not a curated record. NCBI's taxonomy places the organism in Eukaryota, Metazoa, Chordata, Lepidosauria, Squamata, Gekkonidae. Gene Ontology annotation, molecular function: ATP hydrolysis activity; ATP binding; long-chain fatty acid transmembrane transporter activity. Gene Ontology annotation, biological process: fatty acid beta-oxidation; very long-chain fatty acid catabolic process; peroxisome organization. The coding region runs from base 1 to 2217 and encodes 738 amino acids. The transcript has 10 exons. Gene Ontology annotation, cellular component: peroxisomal membrane.
AUGCCCACCGCUGCCAAAGUGGCCGCCCGGCUGGCCCAGGGGGUCACGGCCAAGCGAGCGGCGGUGGCACUGCUGGUGGCGGCCUACGGGGCCAAGAAGCUGUACCCGGUGCUGCGGCGGCACUGGGCGGCCUCUGAGCUGGGGCCCGCCGGCGGGGAAGGUGGCGAACCUCUGGGCAAGUGGGGGGUGGCGGACGAGGCAGUGGCCUCGCCCCCCGGGGUGAACCGGGUCUUCUUCAUCCGCCUGCUGCGCCUCUUGCGCCUCCUGUUCCCCGGGCCGCUGUGCCGGGAGACGGGGCUGCUGGCCCUGCACUCGGCCGCCCUGGCCAGCCGCACCUUCCUGUCGGUCUACGUGGCCCAGCUGGACGGGCGCCUGGCCCGCUGCAUUGUCCGCAAGAGCCCCCAAGAGUUCACCUGGCAGCUGGUCCAGUGGCUGCUCAUCGCCCUGCCGGCCACCUUCGUCAACAGUGCCAUCCGCUACCUGGAAGGGCAGCUCAGCCUGGCAUUCCGGGGGCGCCUGGUGGACCACGCCUACCGCUUCUACUUUGAGGGCCAGACCUACUACCGGGUCAGCAACAUGGACGGGCGCCUGCGGAACCCUGACCAGUCCCUGACGGAAGACCUGGUGGCCUUCGCCAGCUCCGUGGCCCACCUUUACUCCAACCUCACCAAACCGGUGCUGGACCUCAUCGUCACCUCCUACACCCUGGUCAGCUCGGCCCACUCCAAGGGGGCCAACACGGCCUGGCCGUCCCUCAUCGCCGGCCUAGUGGCCUGCGUCACCGCCAAGGUCCUGCGCUCUUGCUCGCCCAAGUUUGGCCAACUGGUGGCUGAAGAGGCCCGGCGGAAAGGGGAGCUGCGCUACAUGCAUUCCAGGAUGGUGGCCAACUCCGAAGAGAUCGCCUUCUAUGGAGGGCACAAGGUGGAGCUAUCACUUCUUCAGAAGUGUUAUCGCGAGCUGGCCUCCCAGAUCAACGUGCUUCUCCUCGAGAGACUCUGGUAUGUCAUGUUGGAGCAGUUCCUCAUGAAGUAUGUCUGGAGUGCCGCCGGACUCGUCAUGGUGGCUGUGCCCAUCAUCACCGCCACCGGGUACUCUGAGUCGGAUACGGAAGAGGUGAAGCAGGCAGCGCAGGAGAUGGAAGAGCAGGAGUUGGUGAGCCUGAGGACUGAGGCCUUCACCACUGCCCGGAACCUGCUAAACGCAGCGGCCGAUGCGACCGAGAGAGUCAUCUCUUCCUACAAAGAGGUUACGGAGCUGGCGGGGUACACGGCCCGCGUCUACGAGAUGUUCCAGGUUUUUGAGGACGUCAAGCGCUGCAACUUCCGGCGUCCCGGGGAGCUGGAGGAGAAAGCACCUCGAGCCGGGGUGGUGAUGAAGCACGGCGUGCGAGUGGAGGGGCCGCUCCAGAUCAAAGGGCGGGUGGUCGACGUCGAACAAGGGAUCAUCUGCGAAAACAUCCCCAUCAUCACCCCAACGGGAGACGUGGUGGUCAGCAGCCUCAAUAUCCGGGUGGAGGAAGGCAUGCACUUACUGAUCACCGGCCCCAACGGCUGCGGGAAGAGCUCCCUGUUCCGGAUCCUGGGGGGGCUGUGGCCGACGUACGAAGGCGUCCUCUACAAGCCGCCCCCCCAUCGUAUGUUCUACAUCCCCCAGAGGCCAUACAUGUCGGUGGGGACCCUGCAGGACCAGGUCAUCUACCCCGACACCGCGGAAGACAUGGCCCGGAAAGGGAAGACGACGGCCGACCUGGAGCGGAUCCUGGAUAUCGUCCACCUCAAUUACCUCGUGCAGCGGGAAGGAGGCUGGGACUCCGUCAGCGAUUGGAAGGAUGUUCUGUCGGGCGGCGAGAAGCAGCGAAUGGGGAUGGCCCGGAUGUUCUACCAUAGGCCGAAGUACGCUCUCCUGGAUGAAUGCACCAGCGCCGUCAGCAUCGACGUGGAAGGCAAGAUCUUCCAGGCAGCAAAGGAUGCCGGGAUAGCGUUGCUCUCCAUCACCCACCGGCCUUCCUUAUGGAAGUACCACACACACAUCCUGCAGUUUGACGGGGAGGGCGGCUGGCAUUUCGAGAAGCUGGACCCCGUGGCCCGCCUCUCGCUGCGGGAGGAGAAGCAGCGCCUGGAGCAGCAGCUGGCCGGCGUCCCCCAAAUGCAGCAGCGGUUCAGCGAACUCUGUCAGAUCCUGGGCGAAGCUGCCGCCUCCGAAGCUGGACAGGUCUGAGACCGGGGUGUACCCUGAAGCAUCCCCUUCCCCAUUCCCAGCCCGGCUCGGCCACCUACUCAAGACGAGGAGUCUGGGCCCUUGUGUCGAUGAGCCGCACGGGAGGGGCAAGCUGCUAUCCCAGCCAAAGAACGACGAGCCAUAGUCCCCCUGCUGGGCUCUUCCUGAUUUCUGACCCCCAUUUCCCACGCACUUAGUAAGCUCCUUUGGUUACUUGCCUCAGGUCGGAGCUGGAAGGAACGAAGCGGUCGGCCCAUUGCCUCGAAACGUUUCCGGAGUCCGAGCGGAGGGUAACUCCCAUGCUAAAUAGUGCCUGAAGAUCCCGAGAAAGUAACCCCCAAGCUCUGCAGCUGGGGUACUUGUGUGAAUUGUCUUGCUUCACUGCCAGUCUCUGUCCGAUAUAUAGAGAUAAUAUAUACAUCCUCGGAUGUUUUUUGUAGCGGAGGGUCAAGCUUCCAGCAGCGGCCCUUUCCGCUCUGGAGGCUUCAGAUGGACCAAACAGCCUUUCUUUGCAAAAACCAACCGCACAACCUUUGAUAUGAAUCGAAGCCACAAACGUA